Molecule: messenger RNA, 669 nt
Organism: Paramecium octaurelia
Lineage: Eukaryota; Ciliophora; Oligohymenophorea; Peniculida; Parameciidae
Source: the annotation of a GenBank genome assembly
AUGAUAAUUUCAUUCAUAUUUGCAUAAUUUAUUGGAUAUUCCUAUUCCACCCUCUUAUUUUAUACUUUUGGAAAUAGAGAUUUAUUAUUAAAUACUACGAAAUACUCAGUUGCUAAUUUUGGAAAUGUUCCAUAUGGAUAAAAAUUGCACGGAUAAUUGUUUUUGCCUCCUUUCCAGAAAGCAGAUCUUAUGGUUGAACAAUUUUGUGAUCUGAAGAGUAUUAAUUCAUACAGUCCUUACUUUUCAUUUAAACCUGAUAAAUGGAUCAUCAGCAGAGUUGGAGGCUGUUCAAUCACUUAAAAAGCAAUACUAGCAUAAAAGUUAUAGGCAAAAUUACUUCUAAUUUAUGAUGAUAAGGCAGACGAUAAAUCGGAAUUAUUUAUCACUGAUGAUGGUAAUGGAUACUAAGUGUACAUCCCUGUGAUUAUGAUAAGACCUAAUGAGGCUAAGAUUUUGUAUGAUAAAUUGGCAGAAGAUCAACCUGGAAGUUCAUUAAAUGCCCAUAUUAAAUUUGACUAAAUCAUUCAAACUUAAAAACCUAAAGUUUUAAUUGGAUUAGAUAUUAGUAAUAGAGACACUUUCAAAUUAAUUAAGAAUUUUAAGAACUAUUAUGAUGAAUUGAAAGACUUUAUUGAUUUUGAUAUUUUCUACCAUUUGNAUUAAGGUUGA